GGGGGCGCGCCCGACUUAAAGCAGCGCGUUGUCCUGUGUUGAUGUGUCGCAGAUUUUAAAAAGUGACGGAGGCAGGCAGCUGGAGUUUGGUGAGAAGGACUCUUCCCGACUCUUCCGUAAGCUCGGCGCUCAGAACAAGCGUUCACGCCGGGAGCGAGCGGCUGCAGUGACACUUUCUACCCCCCUCCUUUUUUUAACAUCUUUAAAAAAAUUUUAGCCCUUCGAGAACAACUGCACACAUCCAGUUUUUGUCCUGUUUGGAGCGUGUGGAGCAGCGCGUGGCGAUGGAGCUGUCAUCCAUAGGAGAUCAAGUGUUUGCAGUUGAGUCAAUAACAAAGAAGAGAGUGAGAAAGGGAAAUGUGGAGUAUCUACUGAAAUGGCAGGGAUGGCCCCCAAAGUACAGUACUUGGGAACCAGAGGACAAUAUUUUGGACCCGCGUCUGGUCCUGGCCUACGAAGAGAAUCAGGAGAAGAUAAGAGCUCUGGCCUAUCGCAGGAAAGGUCUCAGACCCAGGAGGCUCGUUCUGCGGAACAUCUUUGCCAUGGACCUCCGCAGUGCCCACAAGGAGAAACCCCCUCCCCGCCUGCGUCUCUCCCUCACCCGCGCCAUGAGCACAGAUGUGGACCAGGGCGAGCAGGCCAGCAUGUAUCGACGGCCAGCCUGGAGGAAGAAGAAGAGAGAGAAGCAGAGAGGAUCCAAACGGGGGCAAGAAGGAGCCUCGCACAAAACCAGCCGUCCACUGAGGAAGAAGGAGGAGCCUGUGGAGGAGGACUGGGGCGCCACCAGCGAAGAAGAGAAGCAGGGGUCUGAAAGCGCCACCGAGGAGAGGCGUGAAAGCAGUUUAUAUGGUCAGUCAGAGUGCAGCUCUCCGCCUGUGCUGGAGCGACAGGACUUAGAGAUGGAAGUGGAGGAGAAGGAAGAUACCAACCUGACAUCGGUAGGCACAGAAAUAUGGACUGGCAGACCAGACGGCAGGACACCCGAAACCAUACAGAGCCAGACAUUUGCGUGUGACCAAUCAAAAGACAGUGCCUCUGUGCCUGAGGCCGGACCAGGAGAUGCGGUUACUGGGGGCGACAGGUCUUACUGGGACAGAUUGGGUGAGGAGGGCGUGGAGUCAGUGUUGGAGUGUCCCACGUUAGACAGCAGCGUUUGUCAAAGCAACAACACAGUCUCUGUGAUAGUGCACGCUCAGGGGAGCAGCGAGGCGGCAGGCGAUGCCACCGCCGCCUUCUGCUCUGCUGCCGAGGUGAGGAGGGAGGAUGUGAGAGGUGACAAUCAGAGCGUUAGCACUGCAACACCAGGCAGUCAGACUGCUUCCAUUGCAGCAGGGCAUCCAGAGAAGGUGAUUGUGACAAACGUGACUAUCAACUCUUUGACGGUGACUUUUAAAGAAGCCACAGGGGCUGAAGGUUUCUUUAAGGGCUAUUGAAUGAUGACAGAGAGAACUGGAGAGAAAUCAGAAUAACCAUAAUUAGACUUGCCACUCAUUUUGUACAUGUAAAUAGUCAUGUAUGUAAGAUAAUUCCACAUGUUUACAAAGCUACACUCAUUUCCUACGGAGUUCAGUGAAGACAUUAUUGCCUUUUAAUGAAAAAAAAUGAGUGGUAACUUUAUUAUUGUGGCUCAUUUAUUAGGUGUGAUAGGGAGCCUGAGUCUCCCAAAACUGUGCUCAAAUCAUCCAUUGCAAUCCAGGGGACUAAAUGGAUCUCAGUGGCAGGUUUGAUUCGUGGGGCCGUUGGGCUUACUGAGAACGGGAGACAGAUGGUGAGACAGCAGUCAAAAACGCUACAGUCCACAUUACUACUUCCAUGCAUUUACUUUUUCCAACCGUCCUCAGUGCUUUCCAGCCAGAUGUCAGUUUCACACACUCAGAUCUGUCCUCGGGGGCUUGUUUCAGUCGCUCCUCUUUCUUACAAAUAAUGUUUUGUAAAGAUAUUGGUUUUUUUUCAGUAUUCUCACAGAGCUAACUGCAUGCCCUGUCAGUCUGUGCCACACUUGCACAAAGUCCUGUCCUGUGGUUUGUAGAAGAGGUUUAUUUCUGUCAUAAAAGAGAUAAAACAAAGAGAGAGAAUUAAUCCCUGCCGCUUAGAUGCCGUUCUGUAUUUCAAGGAUAGAUGCACAAAAAGAAAUACACAGUUGUGUUUGCUGUCUGUCUGUCUGUCCUUUUACUUUUCAAGUAUGAAAUGCUACCUGGUUCUAUUUUUAUAUAACCAAUUGAUAGUCCACUCUUUUCUCUAGCCUUCGUGCAUUUCAAAAGAGGCGAUGUCAGUGUACACUGCUGCUCUUGCGCUCUGUAAGGUAAUGUGCAAAUGGAAGCAAGUGUACGUUAUGUUAGACUGUAGUGAGCUAUUAUUUAUUGCAUGUCACGCGUAAAAGCUAAACUAACUUAUGUCACUUACUGUGUUGGAAUCAGUCUUUGUCCGACAAAGAUGAACUGUCAAUCGUGUCUUCUCUCUGAAAAUGAUUUUUUUUUUAUUUCGAUUGCAUUUCCAAUAAAUAUGUACAAAAACAA
This is a messenger RNA of Scatophagus argus, 2516 nucleotides long. RefSeq names its product chromobox homolog 7a (gene cbx7a). The transcript has 6 exons. The record is from RefSeq and is a predicted model, not a curated record. Bases 285 to 1433 code for a protein of 382 amino acids. NCBI's taxonomy places the organism in Eukaryota, Metazoa, Chordata, Actinopteri, Scatophagidae. Gene Ontology annotation, biological process: negative regulation of transcription by RNA polymerase II. Gene Ontology annotation, cellular component: PRC1 complex.